CUAGAAGACUCAGUUGAUAAGGCCAAAAGGUAUGGCUUUUUCUCAAUGAUCUGGAAAAUAACUAGUUAGAGAAAAUUGUCUUUAUUUCAUUGGUUUCAGAAGUUAGAUUUCAUUCUUUUCUUGUCUAAGGUCUUGAACUGUAUAGUUCAUUUGUCAGAUACUCAGAUUUCAAAGAAAUAGUUAGAAGUGAACAUUUUAUGUUAAAGCAUGGUGAUUCACCUGCAAAUUUUCAUAUCUAAAUGACUCCUGUUGCAGUAAAAGCUUGGUAAAGAAAGUGGCUAGUUUUGACUUGAAAAGGAUGAAGAAGUUAGCUGACAAGGCUGUCACCUCUCUGAACAUUAUCAGCAGUAAUAACAACAACCAGCAUGCUGCAACUUAUUCUUCAUCCAAAGCAAAUGAGAUUUUUCUAAUCCAAAACUUCAUGAAAAAACGAGAUGGAUAUGUCUUUUUUUCAUGAAGUUUUGGGUUAGAGAAGUCUCAAGACUGAGUUCUGUAUCAGGGCAUGAUCAGACUUAAUGCAAGAGGCUCUAUCUGUAAGAAGGAAUGUUGUGCAGAGCACGGCUGAUAGCCAGAAUAUGAUGCCAAAUCCUUUGUAUGUUUUUCUUGCCUAGAUGGUGCUGGGCAGCCUGAACAGAAACAGCAACAGAUUUGGGGUACCCCAGAAACUUGUGCAGUACCUCCUGGGGAGCCUUCGGAAGACAGGACAAUGUCUGUGACCUUCUACAAGGGGUACCCGGUGACCGAAUUGGAAGUGUGGGAAUUUUCAUCAGGAGUGAUGGGGAUUGCAUUGAGUCCUUCCAUAUGCAGGAAGUGAAGCAGCCAGAGGACCAGGCUUCUUUUCUAAGAUUAUCUUCAAAUCUGAAGCUACCAUUGAUAGGGUCCUCUAUGGAAUGAGCAAAAAUCAAGUUUGCUAUUAGUG
Messenger RNA from Rubroshorea leprosula, 919 nucleotides. The record is from the annotation of a GenBank genome assembly. Lineage: Eukaryota; Viridiplantae; Streptophyta; Magnoliopsida; Malvales; Dipterocarpaceae.